CAAUAACCAAGGAAGACAUUUUGGAUUUUAAACGAGCUCAGUUAGUGGUUGACGAAAAUAUGCUCAGUUGGCAACACCAGUUAUCAUUGCGGUCACCAUGCUAUUUGGUUAGAAUGUAUCGUCAAAUGGGUUUGUUUGUCAGUUGUGCGCAAUGAAAUGGCGUCGUUCUUGUGAAAAAUUCCACGCAUUUAUCCCAAACCAUAUCUCCGCGCUUAUCUGCGAAUUCUGUUGGGAUAGGUUUCUUGCUGGCUCAGCUGUGUGUAUGUACAUCGAGAAGGCUCUUAUAGUUCCUGGCUGUCCUACGAGGAAUUCACCAAUUUAGCCUCUAAGUCCUAGGUCCACCAGGCAAUGUCAACAAUGGUGUACCCCAGGGAGGACCGUCUGGAGAAGCUGUCCCAGGAGGAGAUCAUCUCCAGCACCAAGCUGGUGAUCCAGGGCCUAGAGGCGCUGAAGAGCGAGCACAACUCAAUCUUGCACAGCCUGCUGGAGACCAUCCGCUGCCUGAAGAAGGACGAGGAGGCCAACCUGGUGCACGAGAAGUCCAGCCUGCUGCGCAAGUCAGUGGAGAUGAUCGAGCUGGGGCUGGGCGAGGCGCAGGUGAUGAUGGCCCUGUCUGCCCAUCUGAACGCUGUGGAGUCGGAGAAGCAGAAGCUGCGUGCCCAGGUACGUCGGCUGUGCCAAGAGAACCAGUGGCUGCGGGACGAGCUGGCGGGCACCCAGCAAAAGCUGCAGAAGAGUGAGCAGAGUGUGGCCCAGCUGGAGGAGGAGAAGAAGCACCUGGAGUUCAUGAACCAGCUCAAGAAGUAUGACGAGGAUGUGUCCCCUACUGAGGAGAAAGAUGGAGAGCCUCCUAAAGAUACACUGGACGACCUUUUCCCCAAUGAUGAGGAGGAAAACAGUCAAGGAAUGCCGCACCAGCAUAACAGUGCAGCGGUGGCCGCAGCCCAGCAGGGUGGCUAUGAGAUCCCGGCCCGCCUGAGGACCCUACACAACCUGGUGAUCCAGUACGCCUCCCAGGGCCGCUACGAGGUGGCCGUGCCCCUCUGCAAACAGGCCCUGGAGGACCUGGAGAAGACAUCCGGACACGACCACCCUGACGUGGCCACCAUGCUCAACAUCCUGGCCCUGGUCUACAGGGACCAGAACAAAUACAAGGAGGCGGCUCACCUGCUCAAUGAUGCACUGUCUAUCCGGGAGAAAACCCUUGGGAAAGACCACCCUGCGGUGGCUGCGACACUGAACAAUCUGGCAGUGCUGUAUGGAAAGAGGGGGAAGUACAAGGAAGCUGAGCCCCUUUGCAAGAGGGCUCUGGAGAUCAGAGAGAAGGUGCUGGGCAAGGACCAUCCUGAUGUGGCCAAGCAGCUGAACAACCUGGCCCUGCUGUGCCAGAAUCAGGGCAAGUACGAGGAGGUGGAGUAUUACUACUGCCGUGCCCUGGAGAUCUACGAGUGCAGGCUGGGCACUGACGACCCCAACGUGGCCAAGACCAAGAACAACCUGGCUUCGUGUUACUUGAAGCAGGGGAAGUACAAGGAGGCGGAAAUCCUUUACAAAGAGAUUCUCACCCAAGCUCACGAGAAGGAAUUUGGAUCCGUGGAUGCUGAGAACAAGCCCAUCUGGAUGCAUGCCGAGGAGCGGGAGGAGUGCAAGAGCAAAGACGGCUAUGGAGAUUAUGGCGGCUGGUAUAAAAAUUGCAAGGUGAACAGCCCCACUGUCAACACCACCCUGCGUAAUCUGGGAGCUCUGUACCGCCGGCAAGGCAAGAUGGAGGCCGCUGAGACUCUGGAGGAGUGUGCCUUGAGGUCCCGAAAACAGGGUGUGGUGGAGCUGCAGAGAGACGGAGACAGGAGGAGGAGCAGGGAGAGUCUGAGCAGCGUAAAAUAUGAGAGCGCCUCCGAAGCGGGGGAGGACGGCAGCGUGGACUGGAACGGGGCCUAAAUCAGCAGGAUGACCUUCCUCCGCCUCACUCUCCUCAACCAAUCAAGCCAAUCGAAUGAAAAUGGAUGUCUCUUGUCAUUUCCUCUGUGUGAAGCCUCUUCUAAUCUUUCAUGGAGGACUCCUCCUUCAUCCCCACUCCAAAUUCUGGCCCAAAACUGAUUAUCCCUUUUACCUCCCCAUCUUUCGCUUCCCAUCCUUUCGGUCUCUCUCACUCCCACGCAUGUUUUCUAUCUUCUUGCAUUUUCCACACUCUGCCCCUCUUCUCCUGGUCUCUUUGCCCUCUUCCUCUUGCGUUUUUCUUUAUCCCUCUCUCUAAGCCAUCUUGCUCUCUCGUUCAUGCCCACUCAUUUCUCUCAUGCUGCAUCACAUCUUUUAGCUUUUCUCUUGCUCUAUCCCUGUCUCUCCCUUCCUCUUGCUCUAUCCCUGUCUCUCCCUUCCUCUUGCUCUAUCCCUGUCUCUCCCUUUCUCUUGCUCUAUCCCUGUCUCUCCCUUUCUCUUGCUCUAUCCCUGUCUCUCCCUUUCUCUUGCUCUAUCCCUGUCUUUCUCUUGCUCUAUCCCUGUCUUUCUCUUGCUCUAUCCCUGUCUUUCUCUUGCUCUAUCCCUGUCUCUCCCUGUCUCUCUCUUGCUCUAUCCCUGUCUCUCCCUGUCUCUCUCUUGCUCUAUCCCUGUCUCUCUCUUGCUGUGUCAUCACUUGUAUAGUAUGUAUGAUAUUCUAACAAAUAAGAGAUGGUGGACAGUGGCACCAGAGGCCAAUUGAACACUGGAAACUAUCAAAGCUUUGGUUGUUUGAUUUUUCUCGUUUCUGUUCUUCUUGUAUGCAAAUAUGAUUGCUUUUCAAUUGAUCUUCAAAUUUUCUCCAAGCACAGUUAUAACGGCAUCAACUAUUAGUCCACUACCAAAUGAGACCAGUCAGAAUUUAUAUCUCAUUUUGUUAUCUCUCUAACAUUAUUGUCCACUGAAGAGCAACCAGCUAGAGUAGUGCUUUUUAUUUCGCUACAGCCAGCUUUUUGUCCUGAUAUUUGACCAGGAUUGAUCUACCUUGGUGCCUUUUUACGUUCACUCAUUUUGUUAACUUGCAACUUGUUUUAAGUGUGACCGUGACCCUUGUAAAAUAUUUAUGCAUACUAUUAUGUUAUAUGGGAGCAAAUGUAAGACAAUUUAAAAAAAAAUUGUGGCGCUAUUAUGAUUCCAAGUCACGUCGCCACUUAAAAGCACCUUUUGAGUUUACACAUCGAUUACUUGUUUUAUUGAGAUUAGUGUAUCUGUCUCCUGUUUUGUUUUUAUUUUGUUUACUUUUAAGUAUUUUCUUAUAUAGCAUAGUGUUUAUCAUAAUGCUUAUUUAUCUUUGCAUUGACCCUCUAAGCAAUUGCUGAUUAUUAUUAUAUAGCCCUAAGUUUAGGAAUGGUGUUGUCAGUGCCUGACUAUGGUAUUGACGUUUUAAAGCGGAACAGCUUGCUAACUGUAGAAUCAGUGUCUUUGAAUGGAAUGGCAUUGUGCAAAUUGCUUUCUCCAAAGCCAUAGCUUGGGAAAAAAUGUUUUCUCUAAUUAUGCGCCAAGCUAGAGAAUCUUGUUUCAUAUUUUCAAGUAGCCAUUGAAAAGGGACACAAACACCAGAGACACAGAAACACACAAAUUAAUGUACAUUGCCGCACAAGGAUGUUGUAUUUGAUUUUGUAAGCUUCUGAGUGGAAUUUCGUGAGGUCACUUAUUUGGUUUUAACUUAAUGGUCCUCUUGUUCCUCGCACAGCUCUCACUCUUGUUAUCGUCUCAUCUUAAAAGCCUACUUUACCCUGCUAUGACGUAAGGCACUCAUAACAGCUUAUGUUACUUUAUAACACCUAUGAACAGCCAUGGCCCACAUGAAACGACUAAGGUUAGCUAUCUUGUCAGCCAACAACCUAGUUACCUUGAACACAGUGACAUGUGACCUAGCUGGCUGCUCAUAAGCUAUAUGUUAUAAAUUGACAUCAGAUCUUUAUAAAUGCUUCUGAUGACAACAUUGCUAUGCUUAUAGCAGCUUAAAGAUCGGCUUUAGAUUGGGGGUUUAAGUUAGGUGUGAUUGUUGUGAGGCGUCGUUGAACAGUUAUGUUACCUGAAUGUAAAGAUUUUUCAAACAGCGCUGUAGCUUGAAAUGUACUCACUGAUAUCCACUAAUUAACUGUCCCAGUUUUUUUUGUUGAUAUUUCCCAUGUUUCAGUCACUUUAGUUUAGAAUGAGGGAAACUCUUUAUAUUAUGUAUUUUAGGCUGAAUAAGUGUAGUACUAGUAACUAACCUAGCUAGCCAGUCGUUUCAGCGUUAGCCAACACCACAAAAUUGAAGUUGCCUGUAUGCCAUGUAGUUACUCUAUAAGCACUUUAACUAUUUAUAUAAUAACUAUCACAAUCAGUGCCGGUAUAUACUAGUACAUAGUUUACAGAUAAUGUUGUUUUUAAGUGCAUGUGCUAAACCUAAACAGAUGCGGUACUAUGAGACACUUACUUCAAUUAAUUCAUGUGUAGUUAAAGGUAAUUACACUUAGUACCAUAUGAAAAUGCAAUUCCAUGUAACUGUGGCAUUUUGGUAUCUCGGUGUAAAGAGAAGGCUCCAAUGUUGCUAACCGAUUUAAAAAAAAUAAUAAUAAUAAUAAUCGGUGAUAUUGGAGCUAGCCAAUUCUGAAACACACUGGCUGUCCGGCUGGUAGGCCUAUGUAGUGGAGCGAUUUAGCUAUGUCACACUUUAUUUCAUUGGUCUGUCUGUAGAACGUUGUGCUCUCCAUUACUAAUACUCCUGUCAUGGUAUUGUGUAGGCCUACGUAUACCUUCCCUUUGUUGCAUUGUGAUGAAUGUGUCUCUUAACCUUGUUUGACAUUGACUGAAAAUAAAGACUUUCAUUUUGG
This is a messenger RNA of Salmo salar (Atlantic salmon), 4814 nucleotides long. Its product is annotated as kinesin light chain 1. Lineage: Eukaryota; Metazoa; Chordata; Actinopteri; Salmoniformes; Salmonidae. Gene Ontology annotation, biological process: microtubule-based movement. Gene Ontology annotation, cellular component: cytoplasm; kinesin complex. The record is from RefSeq and is a predicted model, not a curated record. Gene Ontology annotation, molecular function: kinesin binding.